Peronospora belbahrii is the source of this 3243-nucleotide messenger RNA. The record is from the annotation of a GenBank genome assembly. NCBI's taxonomy places the organism in Eukaryota, Oomycota, Peronosporomycetes, Peronosporales, Peronosporaceae.
AUGUUCCGGACACAACAGAUCCUCAUUGCCUUGGUGCCUAUGGCUCUACUGCCUUCCCCAGCAGCAAUAGACAGUCGAGUAAUGGCUUUGAACAAGAGAAACGAGGACUGGGGGGGACCAAUGGCACCCUAUCCGCCAUCUAUGGGCCUUGAGCUAAGGCCAAAUCAUCAUCAGCAACAACAGCCACCGCCUCUACCUAUGGCACCACCUUUACCAUUGUCUUCUCCUCAUUUACGACAGCCAAUGGAGAAUCUAGGGGCUUUCUAUCAUUUGCAGCAUCAACAGCGGCUUUAUCAGCAACAGGAAUUUAGAAGGAGACCUGAUUUCAACUCAGAAUUAAGCUCAUUAGCGUCUUUAGGUGGCCUUGAGCUUAGUGGACAGCACAGAAGAGUGGACAGUGGACUUGAUUCUGUGCCUUUGAGUCUUGAAAGUACAAGACAUUUAGGCACGCAAAGUGUGGGGUCGUCAAAUGGAGACAGACGUAAUUAUGAUCUUUCCAAUGCAAUGCUCAGUCUGGAUUUAGGUCAAGGGACGCUAGGCGAUAGCUCUGAACGUGGAGUAUUUGGAGGAAGAGGUGAAUGGAGCGAGACGUCUGCAAGUCUCUCGUCAGCAUUAUCUUCGACGUCGUCGCUACGUGAUCAGAUGAAUGUACAGAUGGCUGCAUUGUAUCAACAUCCGAUGCCUGUGAGCAACGACCGGCUAAUGACUCAAUCUACACAGCACCAGCGGCAACCGCAAGUGCAUUCAGGCCAUCACUUGUCAAGUGGGCUUAGCCAUGACAACAAUGGUAGUCAUACUCGCUUUGAAGGGCGAGAGUUGUAUUCUCCGUAUCAUGUAAACAUCCCCGUUGGCAGUAUGCAGUCACCAGCGUCUGGUGAAUUAAUAGGUUUUCCUGCGUCUAAAUCGAGCAAUAAGUCAGGUCAUGGUGACCUUGCAUCUGCGAUGCCACCUUCAAUGAAACAUCACACGAAAAGUUCCACUUCAUCGCGUACGCGCCGCUCUCCAGCAAAAUCGUCGCAAUUUUCUCGUGAGAACUCGACAAUCUUGGUGACGGGAGGCCAGGGCAAUUCAAUCAAUGUGUCACCACAUGUCACAAAGCCCAACGACAACAUUAAAGUACAAGUUUCUCUUCUAGCUGAAGAAUGCAUUAUUGGACGAGUGCUCCUUGUGGGACUUUUUCGUCUUGGACAGGCAACAAAUGAGAAGCCAAUUUUUGUGAAACAAGUCCUGUUUGAAAGCAAGCUGCACCGAAAUUACCGUUAUAUGAAUACUCGUAUUACAUUCCGUGCCCCACGCUCUCCCGGUGAGUUUGAGUUCCGUGUGUUUGAAGACAAAAAGGGCCACAGUUAUCAAAUCAAUGGCAAACGCCAUGGUCAUUCAAACGACGAUCAUCACGAGAGUCAUAAGGUGUCUUACUCGAAUUUGAUAAUCGCGCGUAGUAACCGACUAAAGGUUUGCUUGGAGUACAGCCAUUUCAUUGACACGUUGCGUGCAACGCUUGAUAAGUUCCAGCAAGGAGUGGUUGAGGGCGAUGCUGGAUUAGUGUUAAGUGCACUCCUUGCGUUCAUGCGACUUGUAGACCAGGUGGAGACUGUUUUUCUUCACGGUCAUGCUCUGUUGAGUGAACUAUUGGAGGCUUGUCUGCGGCUACUGAAGCUUCGUGCUGACGAUAUUACUGGGUCGUUCACGGCGACCGAGACGAUUCCGCAUCCAAUGGAGACUUUCCACGGCAUGCUGCGCAACGUUUUAAAUGCUGUUGAGGCAAACAAAUACGUAAGAGAGCUAGUGGCAGGUGACCAACUUGCUGAGAUUGCUUGCGUCCAACGUGAACGUUAUUGCCAAGUGUGUGGGCUGUACUUUGCUAACGACGGUGACCGUUGUGCUUAUUGGCUGGAGCACUUUGGUUUUAAGCCGAUUGAGAGUACUAUUUCGAGUUUAAAUGGCGAUAGUAAGGGUAAGAUGCUGCACAACGCUCCGUUUGUGACACAUGUGGUGACUCGGUGGGUAGAACGAAAGGCGGCCGUUCUUAUGCCAAACCGCGCUGCAUUUCGUGCGUCGCGUCAAUUAAUCUACGAUCAAGUGCAUGCUGAAGUUAUUUCGAAGCUAUCGUUCACGUGUGAUCUGGACGUGUUUGGAUCGUCGGCUAAUGACUUUGGUAACGAGCACAGUGACAUGGAUAUGUGCCUUGUAUUGCCCGAAGCGUACCUUCCGACAGUGGAAGAGAAGCGGCGCAUGCUGCUGGAAGUUGUUGCACGCGUUGAGUCACGUCCGGACUUGUUUACAUUGGUGGAUAAGACGCGGCUGACGGCGCGCAUCCCAAUCGUUAUGUUCGUAUCACGCGCAUCUGGCAUCGAGUGUGACUUGUGCGUUGAGAAUCGGUUGGCACAGCGCAACACUUCUCUACUUCGUGCCUACGCUAGCGCUGACCCCCGCGUGCGCAUAUUGGCGUAUGUGAUCAAACACUUUGUUAAGCAAAGGCGCAUGAAUUGUGCCGCUGAGGGCACGCUCUCAUCGUACGGCUAUUUGCUCUUACUUAUCCACUUUCUCCAGCGCCAAAAUCCACCUGUGUUGCCUGUGCUGCAGGCUUUGCCACCAAAUUGGCCAGAUGAACCUCGCGAAGAACUGCCAAGGGUAGUUUGCCGUGGCCCAAGCGACGAAUUGGAUCCGUCAGCAAGCAAUGGCACAGAAGGCGCUAGCGGUAUUGAUACAUAUUUCUACGAUCCGUUCGCGUUUCGUAAAUCGAGUGAAAAAUUAGCUUCUCUACGCAAUUGCUGUGCGCGCAACACGCAGGCCGUUGGCGAACUAUUGCUAGGUUUCUUUCGCUACUUUGGAUUGCAGUUUGAUGCUUCGCGUGAUGUUGUAAGUGUUCGUCAUCCAGACGCUGGCAUUGUUACCAAAGAUGAAAAGCGACUCGCUUGCCAGUGGCGUUUCUCGACGCGGCUGAGCAUCGAAGAUCCGUUUGAAGUGGGCUACGAUGUGGCUCACGUGCUCAAGGGCUCACGUGACAAAUACAUUCGCCAACAGUUUGUGCGAGCGUACGUACUGCUUAUGGAUGGCGCUAUCCUACAUGAAAGCAAAAAAGCUGAGGUGCAUGAUAGCCAGAAUGAGCUAGAUGCUGACGACGAAAUUGUUGAGCGGAUCAUGUCGAUCGUGAACGAGCACGUGCUGGAGGUGCCUUUCUUGCAAGCACCCUCUCAGCCGACUAUACCUGUACCGAUGCAGAUGCCAUGUGAGGGCACUUGA